AAACAUUUAACCAACGGCGCGGCCAGAGACGGGUCCGUCGGUUCCAGACUCGCUGGAGAAAAGCCGAUCGUAGAAAUUGAAGAGAGAGAAGGUAGACAGAGGAGAGAGAAAGUAGAGCAGGGAGGGAGGGGCUAGAAGGAGAGGGGUUUUGAAGUUGAUUUGGUGGAGAUCUUGUCAGAUCGGAGGAGAACGAUAUCAUCCAUUUGCUUGAGCAUUGUGAUCCUUAUGUCUUAAAUAAUAUAAUGUAGUGUGAUGGGAAGAGAGCUGACAGAUACACUCAUGGACAAGAAGCCUAAUUCUAUUGUAGUGAGUUCAAAUGGUGUCUCCCAUAAUACAGUUCAUGUCGCUCCCAAAAUUUCUGAAGAAAGCAUUGAAGCAGAAGACUAUGAGGUGAAGGAAUGUACUGCAGAAAAAUGUCAGGAGAAGCAAGAUGUACUGGGAAUUAAAAGCACUAAUUUUGAUACUGGCUCUCCCAGGGGAAAAGCAACAAAAUUAGUAGCUCAGAAGUCGUGCUCACCUACAUCAAAAUCUCCUGCUACUGGAAAUUUGCGGACAAACCACACUGUUCCACAGCCAUUUACUCUGGCAACUGACAAGCGUCCUUCCUGUGUAAAUCAUUCUGCUGGGGCUGAAACUGCUACUGCUAGUGUGAACUCUUCAGCUAAUGUUAAUGGUCUGCAGUCCCCCAGCUCUGCUAAGAAAUCACAGCCAAACUCACCUGUAAUGUCAGGGACUCCGUUGCAACCUGAUAAUAAGAAGCACCAUGAUGAAGAAGAUAGUUGGUCUGUUGCUUCCUCUGCUGCAUUAUCUGUGCGGACGGCUAAGUCCAGGGUAACUGUUGGUACAGCUCCCUCUUUUAGAUGUACUCAACGUGCUGAAAAACGGAAGGAGUUUUACUCAAAGUUAGAGCAAAAACACCAAGCUUUGGCGGCAGAGAAAAACCAGGCUGAAGCAAGAACAAAGGAAGAGCGCGAAGCAGCCAUCAAACAGCUUAGAAAGAGCAUGGUCUUCAGAGCAAAUCCAAUGCCUAGUUUUUAUAACGAGGGCCCCCCACCAAAGGCUGAACUCAAGAAGCUCCCAUUGACUCGUGCAGUGUCACCUAAACUGGGUCGGAGGAAGAGCUGCAGUGAUGCAGUUAAUUCUUCCCAGGAAGAAAAGGGAAAAGUUUGUACACGAGCAAACCGCCACAGCUUUGGCAGUUACAAGGAAGGCUCUGCUACCACCCCCACUGCCAAAAACAAAAAUCAGUCGAGCGGGCGGUCUAGCAAUGGCAUUUACAAAGUGAAAGACCGGUCAAAGCAGGCCAAGGAAGCUACAAAAGCAGCCCCUCACACCAUGACUGAGCAGGUGAAUGCAGACAUCACUGUUCAGUCCUAAGUGUCUAGUUUUCUAAUUCGAACUGGGGAAGUCUUGAAUUUUCUAGUUUGUCGUAUGUGGAUGUUCUGAAAGAAAAAGGCUCAUUUUCUUCUCCUUUUGCGACUUGUUUGAUGGUUUGUAUUAAUGUGAACUGUAUAUCUUCUGUAAGUUAUAUUGGUACAUAUGGUAUUUAUAUAUGAAAAGAGUCAUCUUUUUAACAUUAA
This is a messenger RNA of Malania oleifera, 1580 nucleotides long. Its product is annotated as protein WVD2-like 2. Bases 253 to 1377 code for a protein of 374 amino acids. The record is from RefSeq and is a predicted model, not a curated record. Gene Ontology annotation, molecular function: microtubule binding. Gene Ontology annotation, biological process: microtubule cytoskeleton organization. NCBI's taxonomy places the organism in Eukaryota, Viridiplantae, Streptophyta, Magnoliopsida, Santalales, Ximeniaceae. The transcript has 7 exons.